This is a messenger RNA of Tripterygium wilfordii, 5072 nucleotides long. RefSeq names its product putative ABC transporter C family member 15. Gene Ontology annotation, biological process: transmembrane transport. Gene Ontology annotation, cellular component: vacuolar membrane; plant-type vacuole. The coding region runs from base 319 to 4683 and encodes 1454 amino acids. NCBI's taxonomy places the organism in Eukaryota, Viridiplantae, Streptophyta, Magnoliopsida, Celastrales, Celastraceae. Gene Ontology annotation, molecular function: ATP hydrolysis activity; ABC-type transporter activity; ATP binding. The transcript is spliced from 10 exons. The record is from RefSeq and is a predicted model, not a curated record.
UGGGGAUAGGGAUUGACAAGGAUUUCAGUGAUUCUUUCGAUUGGGAUUGUUUUUGUUUGGUGGAUUUAUAUAUAUGUGUGUGUGUGUGCAGUGUCUAUAUUUGAAGAAUCUUUAAGAGGCAAUGUGUAAAGGCAUAAAGCCACUACUUUCGUCUCCACUCUUGAAUAACCCGCACGUGAUUUCUGCACGCUUUUACAGGUUCUCUCACUCUCUCUGUUCGUUGAUUGGUGGUGGGCGAUUCAUCUAUCUGUUCUUAGCACUGUUUGAUUGGCUUUGAACUGUUGAGUUUGAGGGUUUAGACUUUAGAGGGAGCUUGGUAUGGAUAUCUCCAAUGGAGUCUCCAUUGACAUUAUCAAUUUAGCAUUUGGUUUCCUGUUCUUGGCCUGGGUUUUGAUUGAAGUUUUUAGGUCAAGGAGAGACAGAGGAGAAAACCAGUUGAAUGGAACCUCGAGAGAAAUGUCAGUUUUUACCAAAAUUACUCCUCUUUCUAACCUUAUUCUCUCCAUUUUGUACAUGGGUUUUGGACUUUAUGAGUAUUGGGAUGUUAGAAUCAUAAGUUGGAAAUCUCUUUCCUUGGCCAUCACUUGGAUUCUAGCUGCUGGAGUUGCAUUCUGUUCACAAAGGAGAAGUCUAAGAGAAGGGAGGGGGUGGCCUGUGGUGAUUGUUCUUUGGUGGUUGUUUUCUUUCAUUUUUGAGACACUUUCGGUCUCUUUUUACAUCAUCACUUAUUUUAGAUUCACAGAGUGGCCUAAUCCCUUGCCAAAGCCUAGCAUACCUGAUUUUGUUUCCUUACUUUUGUUGAUCUUGCUGUGUUUUAAUGCCGCGACGACAAUUUGUUGUUGCAUUAAACUAAAUGAUCUUGAGCACCCUUUACUUCAAAAAGAGAGCGGAAAAUAUGUCGAAAAGGGUGAUAGUUUCACUAAGGCUGGUCUUUGGAGCAAACUUAGCUUUAGAUGGCUAAACCCUCUUUUUGAUAGCGGGAGAACCCAAAAACUCGAAUUAGUUAAUGUCCCGCUAGUUCCUCAAUCUGAAGCAGCAGAACAUGCUUCCUUACUCUUGGAAGAAUCCCUUCGAAAACGGAAAAUUGAAGCUUCCUCGUUGUCAAAAGCCAUAGCAUCUGCUAUAUGGAAAUCUCUGGCAGUGAACGCAAUAUUUGCUGGAGUCAAUACCAUUUCAUCUUAUGUAGGACCUGUAUUAAUCACAAAAUUUGUGAACUUUUUAUCGAGCGAGCAUGAAGACUCAACCAACUACUAUGGCCUUAUUCUUGCAUUUGUCUUCUUACUAUCAAAGACAGUGGAGUCUCUAACGCAACGACAAUGGUACUUUGGUGCUCAUCGAAUUGGUGUUCGAGUAAGGGCUGCUCUCAUGGUAUUAGUCUUCAAGAAGUCAUUGUCAACCAAGUUUGCUAGUACUAGCAAUGGAAAAAUUACAAAUUUGAUCAAUGUGGAUGUUGAGAGAAUUGGGGACUUCUUCUCUUAUAUUCAUGGAGUAUGGUUGCUGCCAGUUCAGAUAUUCUUGGCUCUUGUAAUAUUGUAUUGGAACUUAGGUUUGCUACCUGCUGUUGCUGCACUCUCUUCCACAAUUUUGGUCAUGGUGAGCAACACACCAUUGGCUAGAAUGCAAGAGAAGUUUCAUUUGAAGAUCAUGGAAGCUAAAGACUCGAGAGUUAAAGCAACUUCUGAGACUCUUAAAAGCAUGAGAGUUCUUAAACUUCACUCAUGGGAAUCUACAUUCUCGGACAAGAUUUUCCAACUUAGAGGAACAGAGAGCAACUGGUUGAAGAAAUACCUCUAUACAUGCUCAGCAGUGGCCUUCCUUUUUUGGGCAUCACCGACUUUAGUUUCGGUAAUUACUUUUGGUGUUUGUAUAUUGUUAGAAACACCAUUGUCACCGAGCACAGUGCUCUCAGCUCUAGCCACUUUCCGAAUUUUACAAGAACCCAUUUACAACCUGCCAGAGCUCAUUUCUAUGAUUGCUCAAACAAAAGUCUCAAUUGAUCGAAUUGAAGAGUUUAUCACAGAAGACGAUCAAAAGUGGCUUACACCUCAUCAAACCUCAAGAGCAUCCAACAUUGCCAUUGAGAUCGAGAAGGGAGAAUAUGCUUGGGAUGCAAGUGAUCCAGCUUUGAGAAAACCUACAAUAAAAAUCACAGGGAGGAUGAAAAUAUUGAAAGGAGACAAGGUUGCAAUUUGUGGGACAGUGGGAUCGGGCAAAUCAAGCCUACUUUGCAGCAUUUUAGGUGAAAUUCCCUGUAUAUCUGGAGCAGGAAUUAAGGUUCAUGGAAAAAAGGCUUACGUUGCCCAAAGUCCUUGGAUUCAAACUGGUACUAUCAGGGAGAACAUACUGUUUGGGAAGCAUAUGAAAAAGGCUUUUUACGAAGAUGUGGUGGAAGGAUGUGCUCUAAAUCAGGAUAUCCAUCUGUGGGCUGAUGGUGAUUUGAGUCUAGUGGGAGAGAGGGGGAUGAACUUAAGUGGAGGACAAAAGCAGAGAGUUCAAUUGGCAAGGGCUGUAUAUAGUGACUCAGACGUUUAUAUACUCGAUGAUCCCUUCAGCGCUGUUGAUGCUCAUACUGGAACACAUUUAUUUAAGAAAUGUAUGAUGCAACUUCUGUCUAGAAAGACUGUCGUGUACGCUACCCAUCAGCUGGAGUUUUUAGAUGCUGCAGACCUUGUUCUGGUCAUGAAAGAUGGCAUGAUUGUCCAGUCUGGAAAGUAUGCAGACCUGAUUGCAGACUCUAAAGGUGAGCUUGUUCGACAAAUGACUGCCCAUAGAAACUCAUUGAAACAAGUGAACCAAGCACAUGUAGUCAUUACAUCAACCAGUGAACCAUGUCAGGUUAAUGAAAAUGAAGUGAUGGAAGAAAAUAUUGGAGAGUCGGUCGAUAAUUGCAAUCCUUGCGGGAUUUCAGGAAGAACUCAAGAAGAGGCAUCAGAAACAGGCAGAGUAAAAUGGAGUAUUUACUCGACAUUUGUCACUUCUGCUUAUAAAGGAGCUCUUGUCCCGGUUAUCCUCAUCUGUCAGGUCCUCUUUCAGGGACUGCAAAUGGGCAGCAACUACUGGAUUGCUUGGGCAACAGAGGAAGAACGAAUGGUCAGUAGAGAGAAGUUGAUUGGUGUUUUCAUUUUGUUGUCCGGAGGAAGCUCUAUCUUUAUAUUGGGAAGGGCAGUUUUUCUGGCAACAAUUGCAGUUGAAACUGCACAGAAUAUGUUUCGUGGCAUGACUGAAUCAAUUUUCCGGGCACCCAUUUCAUUUUUCGACGCAACUCCUACUAGUAGAAUCCUCAAUAGGUCUUCUGCAGAUCAAAGCAUAGUAGAUACAGACAUUCCUUACAGAUUAGCUGGAUUGGUAUUUGCAUUAAUUCAGCUUUUUAGCGUCAUCAUCCUUAUGUCUCAGAUUGCUUGGCAUGUCUUCCUUCUCUUCCUAGCAAUCCUCGGUAUAUCUGCAUGGUAUCAAGCGUAUUACAUCACCACGGCUAGGGAAUUGGCGAGGAUGGUUGGAAUCAGAAAAGCUCCAAUCUUGCAUCACUUUUCAGAAUCCAUUGCUGGGGCAACAACGAUUCGUUGUUUCAAUCAAGAAGACCGCUUUUUGGUGAAGAUUUUUAGCUUGAUUGACGAUUAUUCUCGCGUUGUCUUCCACAAUUCGGGGACAAUGGAAUGGCUGUGUGUUCGGAUCAACUUUCUGUUUAACCUUGUCGUCUUUAUUGUUCUGAUCAUCUUGGUGAGCCUGCCUAAAUCUGCCAUUGAUCCCAGUUUGGCAGGGCUUGCUGCGACCUACGGUUUGAACCUAAAUGUUCUUCAAGCUUGGGUCAUAUGGAACCUAUGCAAUGUUGAGAACAAAAUGAUUUCAGUAGAGAGAAUUCUCCAAUUCACAAACAUACCUAGUGAAGCUCCCCUCGUGAUCGCCAAUUGUAGACCGAAUCCUGAAUGGCCAAUGGAAGGAAAAAUCGAGCUCAGGGAGCUCCAUGUCCAAUAUAGUCCUACUCUUCCAAUGGUCCUCAGAGGAAUAUCUUGCAUCUUCCCGGGAAAAAAGAAAAUAGGAGUUGUUGGCAGAACAGGAAGCGGGAAAUCGACUCUAAUUCAAGCUCUCUUUAGGGUGGUAGAGCCCUCACGAGGUCAAAUUGUUAUCGAUGGACUCGAUAUUUCUAAAAUAGGCCUUCAGGAUUUAAGGUCAGCACUAGGUAUUAUCCCACAAGAUCCUACAUUAUUUCAAGGAACCAUGAGACACAAUCUUGACCCUUUGCAACAGCACUCAGAUCAAGAAAUUUGGGAGGUUCUCAACAAGUGCCGUCUAGCGGAGAUAGUAAGGAAGGACGCAAGGCUUCUUGAUGCACCAGUUGAAGAAGAUGGAGAAAACUGGAGCAUCGGACAGAGGCAGCUUGUCUGCUUAGCCAGAAUGCUACUGAAGCCAAGAAGAAUAUUGGUCUUAGAUGAGGCGACUGCGUCGAUCGAUACUGCAACUGACAAUGUGAUUCAACAGGCAAUAAGAAAACAAACGAGUAGAUGCACGGUCAUAACUGUGGCACACCGAAUACCCACUGUUAUUGACAACGACUUAGUUCUGGUUCUCGAUGAAGGCAAAGUUGUAGAGUACAAUUCCCCAUUGCAGUUGCUUGAUGAUAGUUCUUCUUCAUUCUCAAAGUUGGUGGCUGAAUUCUUGAGGAGGUCGGAUAAUCGUGACGAUUAGUUAGUAGUGAGUCCGCCAGCAUACAGCUCGGUCGCAUCUACAUACAGAAGCUCCACAAAGAUCAUAAGAAGCAUCAUCAUCGGAUGCAUCUGACUUGCCCUUGUGAAUAGUUGAAUGUUUGCAAUACAAGUUACAAGUAAUUUGAAUGGUAGUUAUAAUAUAACCCACGAAGUUCCUGCAAGAAAUGAAACUGAAGCUUUAAAGGCCAAGUCAACAGAUCUCCAGAGCCUUAUUGUCUUUGAAGGUGUGGUUCCUCAUACAUGCACUCAGCCUGACUAUAUUGUGUUUUAGUUCGCACUUUAUAAUUUUAUGACCCUAUUUGGGAUCGAACAACCCUUUUAACCGAGGUGGUUAAUGUAUAUAUUUGAAUUGAGUGUUACUCAAAUUCG